Glycine soja is the source of this 2766-nucleotide messenger RNA. RefSeq names its product O-fucosyltransferase 19-like. The record is from RefSeq and is a predicted model, not a curated record. The coding region runs from base 273 to 2183 and encodes 636 amino acids. NCBI's taxonomy places the organism in Eukaryota, Viridiplantae, Streptophyta, Magnoliopsida, Fabales, Fabaceae. Gene Ontology annotation, cellular component: cytoplasm. The transcript has 9 exons.
AAAUCAGAGAUCCCAGAUUGGCACAUUAUUUAACGUUGCCACUCCCUUCAAUUUCGGCCACCCUCAAACCUUUUCAAUCCAAAAGAAAAGCCUCUCUCUGCAAAAACAACAACAGAAACAUAAAUCCACAAACGCUCUUUCAUUAGUCAUUACUCAUCCAUCAUCAUUCAUUCCCCCGAAUCCGCAACCCCACACAGCACAACUCCCAAAAAGAACAUUAAUUUUCCGUCACCUGUCCGACGUCGUUUUGGCAUUCCGUUAGCGGCGCCAGCAUGUCGUCCGGCGGCCCCUCCACGACCUCCUCCAACACCAGCCCAAGGGUCACCGCUGGCCCCACCACCACUCGCCGUCGCGUCGCCGACAACAUCAACAACAUCGUAGACGCCGAAAAACAGCAGCAACAGCAAGUCACCUCAAGCUUCUCCGAUUUCUCCGAGGUCGAAACCGACGAGAAUGUCCCCCACCACGCCCACGCGCAUCACCACCACGUGCACCCCGUCACGCGCUUCCUCCUCCUCCGCGCGCGAACCCUCCUCUGCGUCCCCGAGUCCUUCUUCCAGCGCGUCGAGCAUCUCGUCCUCUGGCUCGCCGGUUCCGUCCAGAGCCUCCGCUCCGGUAAACACGUCGGCCGGAAAAUCAUCGUCGCCCUCAUUUUCAUGCUCGUCAUGUCCGUCUUCCUCAAGGUUUCGCUUCUCGGAACGGGCGUUGAGAUGAACGGGAAGAGCUUUAAGAGCAUCGAGAAUGGACAAUUGAUAUUGCAGCGGUUCAAGGAGGAUUGGGUUUCGGCCCAGAGGGUUGUCUCCGAGUCCAGGACCAGAACCGAAACCUCCAUGCCCAAACGCGUCCUUGAGAGGCUCACGACUCCAGAAAUAUGGAUGAAGCCAAACAGUGACAAAUAUUACAAAUGCGUUUCUCCACCCAGGAAUGUAAUAAGGCCAAAACAGACAAAUGGCUAUCUUCUUGUUCAUGCGAAUGGUGGAUUGAAUCAAAUGAGAACUGGGAUAUGCGAUAUGGUUGCAGUGGCAAAAAUAAUGAAUGCCACCCUUGUCCUUCCUUCUCUAGACCAUGAUUCAUUUUGGACUGAUCCAAGUGACUUUAAAGAUAUCUUUGACUGGAGACACUUCGUGAAAGUUUUGAAAGACGACAUUGAGAUAGUUGAGUACUUACCGGUCCAGUAUGCGUCGCUGAAACCUCUUGUGAAGGCCCCUGUUUCCUGGUCAAAGGCUAGUUACUACAGAGGUGAGAUUCUUCCAUUGUUGAAGCAACAUACUGUUGUACAGUUUACUCACACAGAUUCCCGGCUCGCCAACAAUGGCCUUGCUUCCUCAUUGCAGAAGCUGAGGUGCCGUGCCAAUUACCAUGCUCUCAAGUACACGGCAGAAAUUGAAGAGCUUGGAAGGGUCUUGGUGAAUAGGCUAAGAAACAAUAAAGAACCAUACAUAGCCCUUCAUUUAAGAUAUGAGAAAGACAUGCUAUCCUUUACUGGCUGCAGUCACAAUCUCACUGCUGAGGAGGCGGAGGAACUUAGGGUUAUGAGGUAUGAAGUGAAGCAUUGGAAGGAAAAAGAGAUUGAUAGUGUGGAUAGAAGAUUACAAGGGGGGUGCCCAAUGUCACCUAGAGAGGCAGCUAUUUUUCUCAAGGCCAUGGGAUACCCUUCCACUACAACAAUCUACAUUGUUGCAGGACCUAUUUACGGUGGCAAUAGUUUGGAAGCCUUUCAAUCUGUGUUCCCUAAAGUAUUUUCUCAUUCUACCCUUGCAACUGAGGAGGAGCUAGAACCCUUCAAGCCAUAUCAAAACCGUCUCGCUGCUUUGGAUUAUAUAGUUGCCCUUGAAAGUGAUGUCUUUGUGUAUACCUAUGAUGGAAACAUGGCCAAGGCAGUGCAGGGUCAUAGGAGGUUUGAAGGGUUUCAGAAAACCAUCAAUCCUGACAGAUUGAAUUUUGUUAAGCUGAUUGAUCAACUGGACGAGGGUGCCAUAUCUUGGGAAGCAUUCGCUUCUGAGGUUAAGAAUUUGCAUUCCAAUAGGCUAGGCGCGCCUUAUCUUAGACAAGUAGGAGAGUCACCAAGAAUGGAGGAGAAUUUUUAUGCCAAUCCCUUUCCUGGUUGUGUAUGCAACAAGUCUCAGGAGCAAAUCACAAGCCAGAAACUAGACCAUCAGUUUGGUAUUGGAGCACAAAGAUAGUGUAGUGUCUUUGGUUUUGUUACAUAUUAGGCUAAACAGUGGAGCUUCAUCAUGCAUUAUGACAUUGCCUUAAAGUUAAAGGAAGAGCUCAUUGGGGUUGUGUGGUGGGAAUGUGCUUCCUUGUUUUCCAGCCUGGUUGAUGAGGUUGCUGAAGAAUCAAUGGGGCCCUUGUGGGGUUCUCAUUUCAUUCAAAAUAUGAGUUUCAGUUUAGGCACACAAAAAGGGAAAGAAUAGAAGGUUGUGUAUAAUCAAAAGGCACACCAUACAUACAACAAGUUAGAUUCUUUACUGGUGGGGAUAUUGAAAUUGAUAAUACUACCCCUUUGGAUGUGAGAGUUAAACUGUUGAAACCAUUUGAUUCAUUGAUUCUUUUUGGAGGAAGAUUGCCAAACGGAGCAUGUUUCCAAUUUUUGGAUUGAACAGUUGUUGUUGGUUGAUACAUAGGAAUUUUGUCUAUACGUUCACAAUAGAUGCCUUGUUUAUAUGUUUAUAUUUAUGUUGUACACGUCUGCAUUGAAUUGCUGACGAGUGUAGAAAUAUUAAUAAUUUAGUUAAUUUUAUAAAUAUUUUUUUAUUGUUUUCA